Messenger RNA from Recurvomyces mirabilis, 1500 nucleotides. RefSeq lists its product as uncharacterized. NCBI's taxonomy places the organism in Eukaryota, Fungi, Ascomycota, Dothideomycetes, Mycosphaerellales, Teratosphaeriaceae. The record is from RefSeq and is a predicted model, not a curated record. Bases 1 to 1500 code for a protein of 499 amino acids. The transcript has a single exon.
AUGCUCACCGACUUGCCAGAGGAGAUCAUUCAGCUUAUCAUUAGCUUUGGUUUGCCUGGCAUCCAAGCCUGCAGAUCCAAGGACGAGAAUCACAUACGGCAGAAGACGCUUACAGCUCUGCUUCUCGUGAACAAGCUGCUUUACCGGAUCUGCCUUCCAUCCCUAUAUCAUACUGUGGACAGCCGAGAUUUCUCCUGGAAACAGCUCGUGGGCGUACUCAAUGCAAUCAUUCGUAGACCCGACCUGGCGGGCCAUGUCAAAGUCAUCCGAUCCAUCUGCUGGAACGUCUCUUCGACGUGGAACGUUGAUGAGGAAAAUUCACGAGUCUGCGGAGUCCCAGUCUCCUUGCAGUUGACGGCACUCGACGAGAUCGACUGUUCACCGGCACGCCACAUUCAGUGGAAACGAGGACUGCUCAUGCUAGAUCAAGAUGCUCAGCUCGCUCUGCUGCUAAGCCUUUGCACCGGCAUGGAAAUUGUUGACCUUAUACUCCCUUCGUUGUUUGCUGGAAGCGUUACGCGUGCCAUGUUAUGCCACUAUAGCGGCCUUCCAGAGCUAAUGACGACUCUCACGCCCGAAUUCUUCCCGCAGAAGCAAUUUCUCAUUGCUCCUGCGGCACAAGGUACACGGCCGGGCCAUCACUGGCCCAACCUGCGUGAAGUCCGAGCAGCCAAUUAUGAUCAGAGUUCAGGUAGCAUCAAGACACGCAUGCCAUCGCUUCUACCAAUACUCCUGUCAUCUCCACUGCAGACAGCACGCCUUUCUAACAUCGAAAUCACCAACUCCAAUGACCUUCACGGUUGCAGUUUUGCAACGUUGAAGCGUCUGUAUCUUUCAAGAGUGGUCAUGGACUAUCGGGGCCUCACCGCAAUCUUAGCAGCCUCACCUCUAUUGCAGGUCUUCUCAGUAGAGUGGCAUGAUGUUGGAGGCAUCAAGUACAGCGAGCUAGGUGACGCUUUGCGAGCCCACGCCUGUUCGCUAAGAAAGCUGAUCGUGAAAUUGAUACUGAAAGACCGGGUAUGGACGGUGCCAGGUUCUGCACUAUAUCCAGGCAUGGGAUGUCUGCAGUCCUUAGAGCAGUUACGGUAUCUCUCAGCUCCGGCCGAGGCGUUGUUCGGUGAACAAGAGAUGCCUGACGAUGAGAUCAACAACAAUUGGGAUCUUUCAGAUGGCGAGUCAAUGGAUGAUCGCAUGGAGGGCCACGAUGAAGACCUACCAGACGGAUGGGCUGCUACACGCGACCAAGAGCAUCCGAAACCCCCUCUCAACACUAGUCUUCCGCUCUCGAUCAGCGCGCUUAGACUCACGAACGUCGGUAGGAUGGACGAAGACCUCUUUGAUGGGCAACUUAUGCAGCUGAUGACGGCGUCCUCUCGAUCCGCCCUGAGGUCAAUCAGACUGCGGACUGUGUCAGAGUUUACUGGGGAUCUCGAGGGCACUGGAUGGCGUGAGCACAACGUCAACCAAUUUUGGACCGAGUUGAGAAGGGAACAUGCAUGA